Messenger RNA from Rhipicephalus microplus (southern cattle tick), 743 nucleotides. RefSeq lists its product as uncharacterized. NCBI's taxonomy places the organism in Eukaryota, Metazoa, Arthropoda, Arachnida, Ixodida, Ixodidae. The record is from RefSeq and is a predicted model, not a curated record.
CGACUAUACUCGAAAAAGGAGUAGUGCAGCCAGUAAAGAGCUAACACCAAACGUUGGCAGAACUGUAGACAAACUACUUUCGAAAACAACAUUAUGUAUAUCCAAGGACGAUUCUUGUUGCUGAAACUUUUGGCGAUGCAACUUUGUGUUCUUCAGAAACCAGCAUCAGCCACUUACCCAGACAUACGAGAGUUUAUGUUGAAUCCUCCGAGAACCUGGACAUACAAUGCGACCCUGAAUUUCUCAUACAGUUGCAAAGUGGACGUUGCCAUAAACAAAAGUGGAAGAGACAUUUACUUUAACCGGUCCACAAUCGAGAAAACGGGCAUCAUCAUGUCUGGCAUUCGCAUAGGACAUACUUAUCAGAGCUACGACCUCAGUGGGAGGCCCUGGAAUGUCAUGUUCAUUACUGACUAUCUGACUGGCUACACGCGCCAGCAGGUUAAGUUUUUUAUACCAGGAGUGUGCGCCGUUAAUAAGGUUGAAAGAUACGAUGACACAUUUCCCCCAAACUAUGAGCUUCUUGUUAAAGAUAGUAUGCUGGAUGGACCUCCCCGAAUUUGCCUUAAAAGGUAUCAGAAGUUCGUGAACCAAACAGGCAGACCCAGCAAGCCUGUAUAUAACAAAGAGUGCGAAAGAAACUUAAAAGUAAUCAGAAGAAAUACCAGUCAUUUCUGGAUGUUCUGAUAAAAGGAGCCAUACUCUUCAAAAAUAUGAAGAAUAAAUAUUACCAUGCAAAACUA